AUGGAACCUCAAACCUCUGCCAUGUCAUGCGUUCCUUCCCACCCACCUCAGCAACUCACCCCUUCCAAGAAACGCAACUAUGUCGGCGAGUUCGUACACGAUCCUUCCUCUAUAACACCGCCACUUGAUUUCCAAAGCACUCCUGUGACUCGGUCACGUUCUGCUUCCCCUGCUCUCAGCACCGCGAGCACGCCUUUGACCGAGUUAGGGUCCACCCCUGUGAUGAGUCCCUCAAAACCCGAGAUGGCACCCUCCGACUCCAAGAAACGCAAGCUCACGUUUGCCGAGCGAGAAGUCGAAAAGGCCUUAAAGAGGCAGGAAAAGGAAGAAAAAGAACGACAGAAAGCCGAGUCAAAGGCCAAGAAAGAAGAAGAAAGGAAGCAGAAAGAGGUAGAAAAGAAACGCAAAGAAGAGGACAAGAAGCGAAAAGAAGAGGAGAAGAAGGCCAAGGAUGCUGUCAAGGAGGAAAAACAGCGACAGAAAGACGCCAUCAAGGCCGAGAAGGAAGCAGAAAAGGGACGAAAAGCUGCUGAGGCCUUGAAGAAAGAGAGAUCACAAAUGCGGAUUGGCGCUUUCUUCGGCCGUCCUGUUGCAGCAUCUACGCCUCCUGAUAGCGCAGAUGAUGUAUCAAUGGGGACACGCAGUCGUCGAUCAUCAAUUGCCUCUCUCGAUAUGGCACCACCACUGAUUGAGACCAAGGCCCGUGAACCAGCAAAUCCCGAGUUCAACAAAUGGAUUCUACCGUUCUUUGUCAGCGAAAACAUGGAGUUGGCUCCGUUCAAUCGCUUCCACAAGUCAACAACCGAGGCAACUUUACCGCUCAAUCAGGGCAUCAAACCAGAAAAGCUCAAUACACAAUUUCGAAAACGUAGACGGACGGCUCGGAUUAAGCCUGUCAAAGCGAUCUUGGAGGUCUUGGAGGAAAUGAAUGAUUCGACAGACACAGGUUCGGCUCUUUCCGGCUAUAGAGACCCGUUCGCAACGAUCCCAACCAAGUACCUCUACUUCCAUCAGGAUGUUCGACCGGCAUACCAGGGUACUUACACAAGAGUUGUCUCGCCUCGGACCAGUCGCAAGAUUGCCGUCAACCCGGCUCAUCGGGGUUUGCCAAACACAGAUUAUGACUACGACAGCGAGGCUGAAUGGCAGGAGCCUGAAGAAGGCGAUGUUGAUCUGAUGGACGAAGAUGAGAAGUCAGAAGAUGAAGACGCUGACGAGGAAAUGGACGAUUUUCUUGACGACGAAAAUGACAUGCUGAAGCGACAGACCGUGUCUGAAUUGGAGCCCAAAUCGAGUGGAUUGUGCUGGGAAGGCACAAACACAUCGCCCCAAGAAGGAUUCGACCUUUCGGUCUAUCGAAUCGACGUCUUGCACGAUUCAACCACAUUUCCCAUUGAUCCGUUCUCGACGAAGCACUGGUCUGAUACAGGCAGGCCAUCACCUGCCAAGCGUGAAAAGACUCAGACAACGAACACACAAACGCCAAUGCAGCCUCCGAGGUUGCCCCUGAUGACAGUUGAUCCCAACAGUGGAAGUCUGACUCUAACAUCAGUUCAAUCGGAUGACAUGCACGAGCAGGCUGGAAAGAAAUCAACACAGGCCAAAGCCAAAUCCGUCAAGCCGGUCAAAUUGAUUGAUACAAACCUAUUACCAGCUUUCAAAAAUGCUGUAUCAGGAAGUACUCUCACCAAGAUCGGCUUAGUCGAAGUGCUGAAACAGCAAUUUCCCAAAUGUGCCAAAGAUGCCAUCAAAAACACUCUCGAGUGCAUUGCCACGAGACAAGGCACGAAGGAGGCAGAAAAGAAGUGGGUGUUGACAGAGUAG
This is a messenger RNA of Exophiala spinifera, 1824 nucleotides long. RefSeq lists its product as uncharacterized. Gene Ontology annotation, biological process: nucleosome assembly. The transcript is spliced from 2 exons. NCBI's taxonomy places the organism in Eukaryota, Fungi, Ascomycota, Eurotiomycetes, Chaetothyriales, Herpotrichiellaceae. The record is from RefSeq and is a predicted model, not a curated record. Gene Ontology annotation, cellular component: CAF-1 complex; nucleus. Bases 1 to 1824 code for a protein of 607 amino acids.